AUGGCUCCCAACGCAGCAGCUGCUAAGGUGGUGGGGCAGGUGGCCACCGACAUGGAGUUGGAGGUGAGCUCUGGAGGAAAGACCUCGACCGUGCAGCUCCUCUCCUUGCGCGAGCCUGGCCAGGCGUUGGUGGUGGACUUCUUCGCGCCCUGGUGCAAGGCCUGCCCUGCAGCCGCCAAGAAGCUCGAGGAGCUGGCAGAGAGCUACAACGACCGCUGCAAGUUCGUGCUGGUCUGCGUGGAUGGCGGCGCAGACGAGGCUCGGGCCUUUGCGGAGGAACAUGGCAUCCGGCGGUGCGUGGCUGCUUCCGUGGUAGACGAGGAUGCGCCGCAGGACUACGGCGUCUCUGGUUUGCCUCACCACACCGUGAUCGGACCGGACGGCAAGGUCUUCAGGAACUACGAGGUCGACUUGCCCAAGGAUCUCGAGUCGCUCUUUUCUACUGGCGAGGCCGAAGAGCAACUGGUGCCAAAGAAGAGCCGCGUCUCGGACGAGUUCAAGCGGCUGGAGAAGGAAGAUCCCAUCCUCAAGGAGAACCCGCAGCGAUGGGUGAUGUUCCCGUUGAAGUACACGGAGGUUUGGGAGAUGUACAAGAAGCACGAGGCUUCGUUCUGGACAGCCGAGGAGAUCGACCUGGCGCAGGACAACAAAGACUGGGCCAACUUGAACGAGGGCGAACAGCACUUCGUGAAGCACGUUCUGGCCUUCUUUGCCGCCUCCGAUGGCAUCGUCUUGGAGAACUUGGCGGCGCAGUUCUCAUCGGAAGUGCAGAUUCCGGAGGCGAGGGCCUUCUAUGGCUUCCAGAUGGCCAUGGAGAACAUCCACUCAGAGACCUACUCUCUUCUGAUCGAGCAGUACAUCAAGGACCCCAAGGAGCGAGACGUCCUCUUCGAUGCCAUCCACACGAUGCCGGCGGUCCGGGAGAAGGCUCAGUGGGCCAUCCAGUGGAUGAACCGCGAGAGCAGCUUUGCUGAGCGCAUCGUGGCCUUCGCGGCCGUGGAGGGAAUUCUCUUCAGCGGCUCCUUCUGCGCUAUCUUCUGGCUCAAGAAGAGAGGAAUGAUGCCAGGGCUGACUUUCUCGAAUGAGCUGAUCUCGCGGGACGAAGGCCUCCAUGCAGACUUCGCAUGCCUCAUCUACCAGAUGUUGCAGCACAAGCUUCCAGAGGAAAUCGUGCACGACAUCAUCCGCGGCGCGGUGGAGGUGGAGCGAAAGUUCAUCUGCGAUGCGUUGUCCUGCGACUUAGUCGGCAUGAACAAGGGCGUCGUUCCCCUUCAUUCGUCUGCCAAAGACACGAUGCGAUAUGUGGCGGUGCUGGCGCAGAUGGUUUGGCUGUCUGGAGCAGUGCGCACAAACGACAGCCAGAAGGAUUUGAUGCAGACCGAGUCGCUUUAUGGAGACAUCAACGAAAUCAAAGGUCUGAAGGACAGGAGUUUGGGUGAUGCGCGGAAACAGCUUACAAGGCCUAACGAUGAGGCGGAAAGGGCCCUGGAUCAGCUUGAGCAUCUCAUGAAGAAAGUCGCAUAUUCCCGUGGCGAUGCGAAUCUAUGGAAGAUGCCUCUGGCCCAAGCCGUGCAAACACGUGGCAACGAUGGCAAGACACUGCUCCAUGAGGCAUCGGAAGGUGCCUGGCAGGGCGAUCUGUUGCUGAAGGCGCUUGUUCUCCUGGGCCUCGAUGUCAAUUCACGCGACGCCUUGGGCCGAACGCCGCUCUGCCAUGCUGCCGCUUCGUGCCCCACCAGUUCCUCUGUUGGACUUGCCAUCAAAGCGCUCAUUGCCUUGGGUGCAGACAAACACAUCGCCUGCAACGGAAAGAUUCCCGGAGAAGCGGCCCAGGUUGCCAUGAAUCAUUUCUGGAGGUACUCGCAAAUGAGGGAACGUUGCAGAGAAGUAGUUCUGUUCUUUAAGCAUGGAUAUUAG
Messenger RNA from Symbiodinium sp. CCMP2592, 1917 nucleotides. The record is from the annotation of a GenBank genome assembly. Lineage: Eukaryota; Dinophyceae; Suessiales; Symbiodiniaceae.